Messenger RNA from Synchiropus splendidus (mandarinfish), 2039 nucleotides. It is a transcript of the gene mettl16, whose product is annotated as methyltransferase 16, N6-methyladenosin. The transcript has 10 exons. The coding region runs from base 214 to 1815 and encodes 533 amino acids. Gene Ontology annotation, cellular component: nucleus. Gene Ontology annotation, biological process: rRNA base methylation. Lineage: Eukaryota; Metazoa; Chordata; Actinopteri; Syngnathiformes; Callionymidae. The record is from RefSeq and is a predicted model, not a curated record. Gene Ontology annotation, molecular function: 23S rRNA (adenine(1618)-N(6))-methyltransferase activity.
CAAUAAAAUUCAGUUCGACUUACCUUAAACAAAAUGAAGACGCUUUCAUCGCAGUGGAACACCGCGUCAUCGGCGCAGAAACGUGACGUAACGACGUCCCGGAAGUGCGCUCGAGCAACGUUUGUGCUGCGUGAGUUGCAUGUGUGGUGUUUUUGUUGCAGGUUUAACUGAAGUUGGAGGUGGUGUGUCAGCAUUCACAACUGGACUCAAGCCAUGUCUCUGAACAAGUCCAUGCAUCCCAGGAACCGCUACAAAGACAAGCCCCCGGACUUCGCGUACUUGGCGUCCAAGUAUCCGGAUUUCCAGCAGCACGUCCACACCAGCCUCACUGGCAGACCUGUAGUGAACUUCAAAGAGCCGGAAGCGGUCCGGGCGCUCACCUGUACUCUCCUGAAGGAGGACUUCGGGCUGACUAUUGAGAUUCCUCUGGAGCGGCUGAUUCCCACGGUUCCCCUGCGGCUGAACUACAUCCAUUGGGUGGAGGACCUCAUCAGUGGUCAGAAGCAACGGCGCCGCGGCAUUGAUAUCGGCACUGGAGCGUCUUGCAUCUACCCGCUGCUGGGAGCCACCAUGAACGGCUGGUACUUUCUAGCCACCGAGGUGGACGACAUCUGCUUCGACUUUGCUACCAAAAACGUGGAGCAGAACAAUAUGUCUGACCUUAUUAAAGUGGUCAAAGUCCCUCAGAAGACCUUACUCAUGGACGCGUUGAAGGAGGAGACAGAGAUUGUUUACGACUUCUGCAUGUGUAAUCCGCCCUUCUUUGCCAACCAGCUGGAAGCGAAGGGGGUAAAUUCCAGGAACUCACGGCGACCUCCUCCCAGCUCCGUGAACACAGGCGGGGUGACGGAGAUCAUGGCGGAGGGAGGUGAACUGGAGUUUGUCAAGAGAAUCAUCCAUGACAGUCUUCAGCUGAAGAAGCGAUUGCGGUGGUACAGCUGCAUGUUGGGGAAGAAGUGCAGCUUGACGCCCCUGAAAGAGGAACUGAGGAAGCAGGGAGUUCCCAAAGUGACUCACACAGAGUUCUGUCAGGGGCGGACCAUGCGAUGGGCGCUGGCCUGGAGCUUUUAUGAUGACGUCAUUGUUCCGUCCCCUCCGAGUAAAAAGCGGAAACUGGAGCGAGUGAAGAAGCCGCUGUCGUUCACUCUGCCGGAGCCUUGUCUGAAGGAGCUGCAGACGAAAGCCGGCGGCCUGGGCUGCAGCUCCAAAAACCCAGUGGACGCUGUUGCUGCUCUGCUGGAGAAGACCCUCACUGACCUGCGGGUGCUGUUCAAACACAUACCUUGUAGAAAGCAGGAGCAGAGCCUCUUGCUGACAGCUGUGGAAAACACCUGGAUCCACGGCCGGCAGAAGAGACGGGAUCAGAAGCGGCAGCUGCGUGAACUGCCCAGAGCACCAAGCUGCGUCACCGCCGCCGCCUCAGCAUCCACACCAACAGUCCAGUCAGAAGACAAUGAUGAUUCCAGGAGCAAAGCUUCAGAGCAGAGCGCCGCCGACCCGCCUCCAUCCGGCCAGCUGUCAGCUGACGGACACGGCCUUGCUGUGAACGCGGAUGAGGAGGGUGAACCAGGCGUUGUGGACGAGUCUGCCUGUAAAGGUGAAGACAUGGAGUCUUCCACGGAGCCUCCAUCAGAUCCACCUCAGAGUCCGGACACAGUGGAACACUUCCUGUUCAAGAACCUGCUGAACAUCAUGAUGGACGAGAGCGACGUGCUGAUAGAGAUGCACUGGGUGGAGGGUUCUAACAAGGACCUGAUGAACCAGCUGUGCACUUACUUGAAGAACUCUCUCUUCAGGUUCGUUGGGAAGCCUUAGACCCGUUUUUAGAUCAAGGUGGAGUGUUCUGUUAUGACAAAAAUAAUGAUGGAGAAGAUCACAACCUGUGUUAUUAAGAAAUAUGUCGCCUACCAAAAGUUCAGGGAGAAUCCUGAUCUGGACUGUCUUCAUGGGUCUUUUUCUUUGGUGCCCGAGGCCCAGGUCUGUCAUCCACCUGACACCAGUUUUGUGCUGUACACAUGAACGUUUUAAUAAAUGUUUUG